AUGUCGGACCCCAUCGAUGUGGACGAAAAGGGAGCACCCGAAGGCGGCAUGCUUCCCGAGAUGCACAGCGUGCACUCAGGAAAAGUGGUCUCUAUUCGUCCUUUCGGCGCUUUCGUUCGAAUUGCUUCAGGUGAAGCAUACAAGGACGGCCUGGUGCACAUCUCCUGCAUUGCUGCAGGGCGCGUAAAGGACGUAGCUGAGCACUUGGAUGUUGGUGAGAAAGUCUGGGUGAAGGUGGCAAAUAUCAACCAGGAGGAAGGAAAGCUUGGACUGGACAUGAGAUAUGUGAACCAGGAAACCGGGGAGGACCUUGAUCCACGACAUAAAGAAGGACGCUUCCCGAAGGGGGGAGGCAAGCCAAAGCGUCAGAGCACCGAGGACAUGGUGAAAGAUGCAAAGACCAUGAUGGACGAGAUCAAAAAGAUGAAAAAAGAGACGAAGCUAAAGAAAAAGUUCUUCAAGAAAGAAGCGAAAAAAGCGAAGAAGUUGAAGAAGCUGCAGAAAAAAGAGAACCCGGUCAAGGAGGUCAAGACAGCAAAAUCGGAGAGCAGUAGCUCCUCGUCCUCCUCUUCAUCUUCCAGCUCCCUGUCGGAAGGAACUCAAGCACGUUUGCGGAAGGAAUACGGGCUGCCCAAGACUGCUGUCAAGGCAGAGAAGAAGGAAGGCAAGAAUGGGAAGGAUAACACCGGAAGGAUUGUCUUGCGAGAAGCUGAAGAAGUUGGCCGUGAAAGCAAACGCGUAAAGGAGCGAAGCAAAGGAAAGUCUGCACAGACUGCACGGCCCAGCCCUGCACAGAAGGACCGAAGUGUGCCAAAUGGUGAGCGAGGCAAGGAGCGCGGUCACGGACGUGGACGUGGAGAUGAUGGAGAGCGAGACGAGAGACCUAGGUCCAGGCGACGGAGAGAGCGCAACGACAGCCGGGCUCGGAGGCGAGCAAGUGACUCCCGCCAGGCAUCUCGGUCUCGGAGCCACAGGCGAGACAGGCGGAGGCGUCCCCUGCAUCCCCCGGCCCGGCACCGGAACGACAGCCGAGACAGUCGUGACAGAAGACGGGAUUCUCGUGACUCGAGACCGCCAAGUCCAGAAGCUGAGAAGGAAAAGAAAGACGAAACGCAAAAGCAGGACCCUGCAGAGCGCGAGAGGGCUCGCCUGUACGCCAGCGGAGCGGCAAGCGACAUAGAGGCGGAAGCAGGGAAGGGCAAGGAGGCCGCAGAGAAGGCGAAGAAGCGUCAAAAGAAGGACCAACCCGAGACGAAGCCGACUUCCAAGGUCAAAGGAGAGAAAGACAAGAAAUCCAAGAAGCGCACUGAAGAAGGUGAAGCGCCCACCAAGAAGCGCAGCAAAAGAUGA
Symbiodinium sp. CCMP2592 is the source of this 1350-nucleotide messenger RNA. NCBI's taxonomy places the organism in Eukaryota, Dinophyceae, Suessiales, Symbiodiniaceae. The record is from the annotation of a GenBank genome assembly.